AUGUUGGUGCAGGUCCUGCUGCUGUGCAGCCUGAGUGCUGCGGUGGCCUCUCAGGAUGUCACACAGCAGGCCAAAAGCUUUCUGGCAGACUUCGGCAGCAGGGCAGAGGAGAUCAGCUACGAGAGCUCCCUCGCCUCCUGGAACUACAACACCAACAUCACCGAGGAGACUGCGCGGGCGAUGAACGAGGCUGCUGCCAAGUGGGCUGCGUUUUACAGCAAAGCCUCCCAGAACGCCAGCAGCUUCCCCUUGCCCAGCAUCCAGGAUGACCUCACCAGGCUCCAGAUCCAGGCUCUCCAGGACAGAGGAUCCUCUGUGCUGUCACCAGAAAAAUACAGCAGACUGAGCACUGUGCUAAACACCAUGAGUACCAUCUACAGCACUGGGACCGUCUGCAGGACCAGCAGCCCCUCCGAGUGCCUGGUGCUGGAGCCAGGCUUGGAUAACAUUAUGGCUAACAGCUGGGAUUACCAGGAGAGGCUGUGGGCCUGGGAAGGCUGGAGGGCUGAGGUUGGCAGGAUGAUGAGACCAUUGUAUGAAGAGUAUGUUGAACUUGAAAAUGAGGUUGCAAAGCUAAAUGGUUAUUCUGACUAUGGAGAUUACUGGAGAGCCAAUUAUGAGGCAGACUACCCAGAGGAGUACAAAUACAGCCGUGACCAGCUGAUUGAAGAUGUGGAGAGGACAUUUGAGCAGAUAAAACCUCUGUACCAGCAGCUUCAUGCCUACGUGAGGCAUCGGCUGGAGCAGGUCUAUGGCCCUGACCUCAUCAGCUCCACGGGAUGCAUCCCUGCCCACUUGCUAGGGGACAUGUGGGGCAGAUUCUGGACAAACCUGUAUCCUCUGACGGUUCCCUACCCAUCCAAGCCCAACAUCGAUGUGACCUCUGCAAUGGUGGAGAAGGAGUGGGAUGCAGUGAAAAUCUUCCGCGCCGCCGAAGCCUUCUUCACCUCCAUUGGGCUCUACGAAAUGACUGAGGACUUCUGGGCCAACUCCAUGCUGACAGAGCCCACUGAUGGCAGGAAGGUCGUCUGCCACCCUACUGCCUGGGACAUGGGCAAGAAUGACUUCAGGAUCAAGAUGUGCACCAAGGUGAGCAUGGAGGACCUGCUGACAGCUCACCACGAGAUGGGGCACAUCGAGUACGACAUGGCCUACGCCACACAGCCCUUCCUGCUGCGGGGCGCUGCCAACGAGGGCUUCCACGAAGCCGUGGGGGAAAUCAUGUCCCUCUCUGCCGCCACUCCCACGCACCUCCAGUCCCUUGGGCUCCUGGAGCCAUCUUUCCAAGAAGAUGAAGAAACGGAGAUCAACUUCCUGCUGAAGCAAGCCCUAACAAUCGUGGGGACAAUGCCUUUCACUUACAUGCUGGAGAAGUGGCGCUGGGAGGUCUUCAAGGGGCAGAUCCCAAAGGAGGAGUGGACCAAGCGCUGGUGGGAGAUGAAGAGAGCAAUCGUUGGUGUUGUUGAACCAGUCCCUCACGAUGAGACCUACUGCGACCCUGCAUCACUCUUCCAUGUGGCCAACGAUUACUCUUUCAUAAGGUACUACACCAGGACCAUCUACCAGUUCCAGUUCCAGGAGGCACUCUGCAAGGCAGCUAACCACACUGGCCCUCUUCACACUUGUGACAUUACCAACUCCACUGCAGCUGGACAGAGCUUGAGACAGCUGCUUCAGCUGGGCAGAUCCCAGCCCUGGACUCAAGCACUGAAGAGCAUAACAGGAGAGAAAGACAUGAAUGCAGCACCCCUGCUGCACUACUUUGAGCCUUUGUACAAGUGGCUGCAGAACGCCAACUCUGCCAGAUACGUUGGCUGGAGAACAGACUGGAGUCCAUAUGCUGACAAUGCCAUCAAGGUGCGCAUCAGCCUGAAGUCAGCGCUGGGGGACCAGGCGUACACCUGGGACGAGAGCGAGCUCUUCUUGUUCAAGUCCUCCAUCGCCUAUGCCAUGAGGAAAUACUUUGCCGAGGAGAAGCACCAGGAAAUUGACUUCCAGACUGCAGAUGUUCACAUCGGGCAGCAGACACAGAGGAUCUCCUUCUACCUCACCGUCAGCAUGCCGGGGAACGCCAGUGACGUUGUGCCCAGAGCCGACGUGGAGGAUGCCAUCAGGCUGUCUCGGGCACGAAUCAAUGAGGCCUUCAGACUGGACGACAGCUCGCUGGAGUUCGAGGGCAUCCCUCCAACCGUGGCCCCUCCUUACGAGCCGCCUGUCACCGUCUGGCUCAUUGUGUUUGGGGUGGUGAUCAGCCUGAUUGUCAUCGGAUUCUUUGUCUUGAUCAUCACGGGCCAGAGGGAGCGCAAAAGGAGAGCAAGAGAAAGCAGAACUGAGGCAAGGUCACAGCAUGAGGAGGUGAACCCCUAUGAGGACGUGGGAAACACCAACCUGGGCUUUGUGACUUCUGAUGAGACCCAAACACCACUCUGAAAACUUGGCUGCACCAAAGGUUUCUGGGGUUAUUUUCAUGUACCAAUAGUGCCUAGGCAGGACCAAGCCCCUGUGGAUGCCAGCUACCAUAAUGCCAUCUGCUUGGCCAUUGAGCUACUGGUUCAGAGACAGCAGCAGCUGAGUCUGCUGUUCGUGUGCCCAGUAGCAAACAUGCAAAGAUUGAGGAUCUGUGUGUUCUGUGGCUUUUGUGUGGGUGAUGUGCAUAGUCUUGCCCACUGCUUGUGCUGCUUUUCAUCAGUGUGCUGCCUUCAACUUCUUGUUUCCUCUGCAAUGUGCAGCAAAAGCUUGGGAGCACACAGCUGUGUGCAGACCGAGACAGACA
This is a messenger RNA of Pogoniulus pusillus (Red-fronted tinkerbird), 2773 nucleotides long. It is a transcript of the gene ACE2, whose product is annotated as angiotensin converting enzyme 2. Bases 1 to 2430 code for a protein of 809 amino acids. Lineage: Eukaryota; Metazoa; Chordata; Aves; Piciformes; Lybiidae. The transcript is spliced from 18 exons. Gene Ontology annotation, molecular function: peptidyl-dipeptidase activity; metallopeptidase activity. The record is from RefSeq and is a predicted model, not a curated record. Gene Ontology annotation, biological process: proteolysis. Gene Ontology annotation, cellular component: plasma membrane.